This is a messenger RNA of Poecilia latipinna (sailfin molly), 1550 nucleotides long. RefSeq names its product farnesyl-diphosphate farnesyltransferase 1 (gene fdft1). NCBI's taxonomy places the organism in Eukaryota, Metazoa, Chordata, Actinopteri, Cyprinodontiformes, Poeciliidae. Bases 1 to 1374 code for a protein of 457 amino acids. The transcript is spliced from 7 exons. The record is from RefSeq and is a predicted model, not a curated record. Gene Ontology annotation, biological process: farnesyl diphosphate metabolic process; cholesterol biosynthetic process. Gene Ontology annotation, molecular function: squalene synthase [NAD(P)H] activity. Gene Ontology annotation, cellular component: endoplasmic reticulum membrane.
AUGGCCGGAGCCUGCUGCAAAUGUCCGGCCUCUCUGUCCGUGUUGAAGCGCUCUCUCUCGGUGGCGCCGCGAGGCUGCGGCUCCGCUCCCCCUCGGUCCGUCCUGCAGGGCUGGAGGAGGCGCGGGGAGAGGGGCCUGCAGGAGGCCACCAGACCCAGUAGCGCCCUCAGAGCCGCGGGUUUCUACCGACAAACGGCCUUUCUUUGUCUCUCCUGCCAGGAGUCCAUGAGCGACAGCCUACGGACCUGCUACGUGUAUCUGAAUCAGACCAGCAGGAGCUUUGCGGCCGUGAUUCAGGCACUGGACGGAGAGCUGAGACAUGCGGUUUGCAUCUUCUACCUGGUGCUUCGUGCACUGGACACAGUUGAGGACGACAUGACCAUCCCUCUGGAGAAGAAGGUGCCCAUGCUUAACAAUUUCCACACGUACCUGUACCAGGAGGAGUGGUGCUUCACUGAGAGCCAUGAAAAGGACCGUCAAGUUCUGGAGGAUUUCCCUACGAUAUCACUGGAAUUUAGAAACCUUGCUCAGGAAUACAGAGACGUCAUCUGUGACAUCUGCCAGCGGAUGGGAGUCGGGAUGGCUGAAUUUCUGGAGAAGAAGGUGGGAUCCAUGAAGGAGUGGGACCUGUACUGCCACUACGUUGCCGGUCUCGUCGGCAUCGGUCUGUCGCGGCUCUUCUCUGCCUCCCAGCUGGAGGAUCCAGAGGUGGGACGGGACACGGAGCUGGCAAACUCAAUGGGCCUGUUCCUGCAGAAAACCAACAUCAUCCGAGACUAUCUGGAAGAUACUCAGGAGGGACGGGCCUUUUGGCCAAAAGAGGCGUGGAGCCAGUUUGCGAGCCGUCUGGAGGAUCUAGCCCAGCCCGAGAAGCUGGAGUCGGCUCUGUCCUGCCUCAACCUGCUGGUCACCGACGCUCUGCGUCACGUCCCCGACGUCAUCGCCUACCUGUCUCGGCUGCGCAACCAAAGCGUCUUCAAUUUCUGCGCCAUUCCACAAGUGAUGGCAAUAGCUACCCUCUCAACGUGCUACAACAACCCGAUGGUGUUUCAGGGUGUGGUGAAGAUCAGAAAGGGACAGGCUGUCACCCUCAUGAUGGAAGCCACCAACAUGAGGGCAGUGCAGAGCAUCAUCGCCCAGUACAGCCAAGAGAUCUUACAGAAGGUCUCCCUCACCGAUCCGACGCGGGACAAGACGCUGCACAUCCUGGCUGUGAUCCAGGAGAAAUCGGCCCUUCCUCAACCCGACCUCAGCUCCAGGAACCACCACCUGUCUCCUAUGUACCUGUCGGCUGCCAUGCUGCUGGCAGCGCUGAGCUGGCAGUAUCUCAGUACGACAGCUGCCCAGGCGCAGGGCACGGGGGACAUGCAGUGACUCUCUUCCCGACUGGAAAAAAAAAACAAAAACAAACUCUGUCUUUUCCUGAACAUCUAGUCCUUCUCUUCCUUGGGAAACCUGAGGAACGUCUUCCCACAUUUGAAGUCUCACAUCGGCUGUUGAAGAACCACAGACUUGUUGAACUUUGGGAUUCUUUUUGCAGCCUGAUCUAU